Molecule: messenger RNA, 1447 nt
Organism: Sceloporus undulatus (fence lizard)
Lineage: Eukaryota; Metazoa; Chordata; Lepidosauria; Squamata; Phrynosomatidae
Gene: MRPS24
Product: mitochondrial ribosomal protein S24
Exons: 3
Coding region: 1-1173 (390 amino acids)
Biological process (GO): translation
Cellular component (GO): mitochondrion
Source: RefSeq, a predicted model, not a curated record
AUGCAGGGAAUGGCUCAGUCAAACGGGCAGCAAGGGGCGCUCCCAACGCCAGCCCCCGGGGGCCCUCAGGGAGACUGGAGCUGGCCCUCGCCCCCUUUCCCUUGGGACAUGGACUGCAGCUCCCAUCAGCUCAGCGGGGACAAUGGGAGCUGCAGCCCGACAGGCCCAGCUCCUCCUCCUCCUCGCCGGCUCCCUUGGCUCUGGCCACCAGGCCCCAGAGGAAGGAGGGCCAAGGCCCUUCCCGAGAGACGGAGGGAGCGGGAGGGUGCGUCCGGGGCUUCCCAGCACUCAGGGACCGGGGCGUGGCAGGAAGGGCCCAGGCAAGCAGCGGCGGGGGCCCGGGGAGGGCCUGGGCCCAGGGCAAGGCGCGCUCUCGGCCCCAGAGAAGGGUCCGGCCAUGGGCCCCUCCAGGUCCGGAGAGGGCUGCCCUGGGGCCGGCCUCCCUCCCUCCCUUCUUCCCGGAGCCCCCUUUUGGGAGAGAGAGAGAUAAAGGCCAGGCACCGCUUCGACCCCGAGGCCUCCGUCUCUCCGCCAGGUGGCGCUGCAGCCCCAGGGAAGGCGGGAGGGAGGGAGCGGUCUCUCUCUCUCUCGCGAGACUUGGCGAUGGCGAUGGCGGCCUGGCGGAGUGCGCUGCGGCGGGCGAGGCGCCUGGGCUGCGGCUGGGCUGAGGCUGCAGGGCCUCCCCCGCCGACGGAGCCGCUCCUGGCCAGGCACGGCCGCCUUCCUCCUCCUCCUCCUCCGUCGCGGAGCCUGCGGACCUCGGCCGCCUGCUGCAAGAACCAGGCGGCCCGUGUCCGGGUGGGGAAGGGGGACCGGCCGGUGAGCUACGAGGAAGCGCACCCGCCCCACGGCGUCGCCCACCGCAAGGGCUGGCUCUCCCUCGGCACCAGUCACCUGGAGGGAGAGCUGGGGGCGGCCGAGAGGGCCGUGGAGGACGUCUUCGUCCGCAGGUUCAUCCAUGGCACCUUCCACGGCUGCCUGGCCGACCAAGUGGUCCUGAAGCGCCGCGCCAACGCCUUGGUCAUCUGCGCCGUCUUCCUCCAGCGCCUGCCGCCCUCCAAGUUCUACUUCCUCAUCGGCUACACAGAGGCGCUGCUCUCCUUCCUCUACAAGUGCCCCGUCAAGAUGGAAGUCCAGACCCUGCCGGAGAAGGUGGUCUACAAGUACCUCUAGCCCAAGCAGAGGCUGCUCUCCUUUUGGCGCUUGUCUGCCAUGGGGUCCCAAGGGAAGACUGCGCCCUUCCUGCGCCCCUGGGGCCAAGGAGCUUUGCUGCUAGUCCUCCUGGAAAGGACCGGACGCGGGGACAGGCACCUGGGAGCCUUUUUUGGUGGCAGCCACUUCUGGAGGAGGACCUGAAGCCACAAGCAGAGACUCAAGGGACAUUGGCAAUAGCUGGGGUUCAGGGUGCUGCUGGUCAUCCAAACACGAAUGCUUCUGCUGCCUCCUA